Lolium rigidum is the source of this 1356-nucleotide messenger RNA. Its product is annotated as non-structural maintenance of chromosomes element 1 homolog. The record is from RefSeq and is a predicted model, not a curated record. The coding region runs from base 87 to 1097 and encodes 336 amino acids. Lineage: Eukaryota; Viridiplantae; Streptophyta; Magnoliopsida; Poales; Poaceae. Gene Ontology annotation, cellular component: Smc5-Smc6 complex; nucleus. Gene Ontology annotation, biological process: double-strand break repair via homologous recombination; DNA damage tolerance. The transcript has 6 exons. Gene Ontology annotation, molecular function: ubiquitin-protein transferase activity.
ACGUCAAGCUAGGGUUUCUCCUCCUCCCGCUCCCGCCCGUGAGAUCCCCACCCCACACCAAGGAGGAGCUGCAAGAUCGAAGAUCGAUGGCGCCGCUGUCGUGGCGGCACCACACGCUGCUCCAGGCGCUGCUCUCCCGCGGGCCGCUCCCGGAGCCAGACUUCCACGCCCUCUUCACCGCCGUCAGCGGCAAGAACCCCGCCAGUGAACAGCAACUGUUCAGCGAUACGAUUGGGAAGAUCAAUAAGGAACUGGGGUAUUUGCACUUUGACCUGCGAGCGUGCAUGAACCAGUAUGAUGGAACAGUUUACUAUGGAGUGGUCAACACCAUCGCUGAUGAAGAAUCAAAGCUUGGAUCCAAGUAUUCCGUGCCACAGAUUGCGUUCUACAAGGGACUGUUAGAAGCAAUAGUUCAGGAUGGUGGAAACGAUGGGAGCAUAACCGAUAUUGAUGCUCUUAACGUCCGGAUCGACAACCAGGUCGUAAUUGCAGACAGUUCACAAGACAGUCAAUCUCGUCUUCCUUAUUCCAUCACAAGCUUCUUGUUCUCCCAAAAGGAUAAGACUCUCCAUGAACUGAUACAAGAUCGUUGGCUGGCAUACACCCCAGAGGGCAGGAUUGGUCUUGGUAUCAGAUCAUUUCUUGAUCUCCGAAGCUGGUUUCGUGGUAAUGAUAUCCCAUCUUGCGUGGUUUGCAAUGAAGCUGCCAUAAAGGCAUCUACUUGUCCUAGUGAGGAAUGCAAUGUAAGAAUGCAUAACUACUGCCUGAAGAAGAAAUUUUCACAGCGGAAGGCCACGAGAGCUUGUCCUGGUUGUGCUACUGAAUGGCCCAGGCAGGAAGGCGAAGAUGAUGCUGAUGAGGAUGUGAAUGAUCCUGGGGAAGGUCAGGAGAUCCCAUCAGCACCAUCAGCUGAGCGUUCUUCGAGGAAGAAACGGAAAGGAGUCAAAGCUGAGCUGGUGGAGGAUGCUGAAGAGGCAGGCCCCUCGACCGCGAUGCCCAGGAGAAGCUCGAGGAGCGCCCGGGCCGAGGCUGCUGAGGAGGCAUCAACUGCAGGUGCUUCACAGCCAGCCAGGUCUUCCAAGAGAAGGAAGAAGUGAUGCGCUUGUUCUGCUGCUCUUACUAGUAAGAUCGCCGGUGCAAGUGUUACUUUUGUUUGUGUACAUACCUUAGCUGCUAUCACUAGGUGGUCCUGAAGAACUAGCUUGUUGGUGGUUUGUGCCUUGUUGGAGUUACUUGCUUGACCUACUCUGUUUGCUGAUAACUGAUGCAGCUAGGCAAAGCCUAGCUUGAGCCAGCUGUGAAGACAAAGACAAGAUAGAUGACCGGUGUUGCCGUGUUGGUUUAGCAAGUAUUUAU